Messenger RNA from Gopherus evgoodei (Goodes thornscrub tortoise), 3397 nucleotides. RefSeq names its product immunoglobulin like domain containing receptor 2 (gene ILDR2). Gene Ontology annotation, cellular component: membrane. NCBI's taxonomy places the organism in Eukaryota, Metazoa, Chordata, Testudines, Testudinidae. The record is from RefSeq and is a predicted model, not a curated record. Gene Ontology annotation, biological process: pancreas development. The transcript has 10 exons. Bases 537 to 2462 code for a protein of 641 amino acids.
UCUCCUCUCAGCUUGCUCUUCUCUGUCUCUCACCCACUGUCUCGCUCUCUACCCCAGACACUGGAUUGCUCAGUGAUGAACUCUGCUUUGCUCCUGGACAGCUUCAAUGGACAGCCAUGUGAUUUAGAAACUCCAGUUACCACUGGAGCCUGCAGUACAGGGGGGUAAAAGGAGGAGGAGUGGAGCAAAAAGAGAAAAAAAGAGCUUUCCUUCGGUUUGGGUUCAGUCUGUGGAAAUAUAGCUCGCUAAACAGAGGUUUCCAAUCUCAUCUGAGAUUGAUCUGGAGGCCACUGGGGGAGUGGAAACCUGAGACCUGAAAGUAUAUUUCCUUUCGUCCCCAACGCAGUGGUAGCUUCCAUUCAGAAGUCUCUCCGAUUCACACACUGGGUGGCUGCUGAGUCCCGCAGAUAACGGGGAAGGGAAUACUUAGGUGCCAGUUGAUUCAUACCAGGAGGGCUCUUUAUUUUUUUUUUUUGUGGUUCCAGUUACCCCCCACCCCCGUCUGUCUUUCUUUCCUGCAUGGAAAGACAAGGACGAUGGAUGGAUUCUUGGUAGGAUGGAUCGUUCUGCUGUGGGUAACAGCACUUGCUGAGGGACUGCAAGUCACAGUGCCUGAAAAGAAGAAGGUUGCUAUGCUGUUUCAGCCUGCCCUGCUUCGCUGCCACUUUUCUACUUCCUCCACCCAGCCAGCUGUGGUGCAAUGGAGAUUUAAAUCCUAUUGCCAGGACCGCACGGCAGAAGCUUUGGGUCUGACCCUCUCAGGGAUACAAGCGGUGAGCAAAAGGAACCUGGAGUGGGAUCCCUACCUGGACUGCGUGGACAGCAGAAGGACGGUCCGUGUCGUAGCCUCCAAGCAGGGAUCCGCAGUCACAAUAGGAGACUUCUAUAAGGAAAGAGAUGUCACCAUUGUCCAUGAUGCAGACCUCCAUAUUGGGAAGCUGAUGUGGGGGGACAGUGGGCUCUAUUACUGUCUGAUCAUCACCCCUGACGACUUGGAGGGCAAGAAUGAGGAAUCAGUGGAGCUGCUGGUUCUGGGCAGGACAGGGCUGCUUGCUGAUCUCUUGCCCAGUUUUGCUGUGGAGAUUAUGCCAGAGUGGGUGUUUGUGGGCCUGGUGAUCCUGGGGGCUUUCCUGUUUUUUCUCCUGAUUGGGAUCUGCUGGUGCCAGUGCUGCCCACAUAGCUGCUGCUGCUACGUCCGCUGCCCCUGCUGUCCAGAUUCCUGCUGCUGUCCACGGGCAUUGUAUGAAGCAGGCAAGGCUGCAAAAGCUGGAUACCCAUCUGCUGUUACGUCCAUCCCAGGUCCUUACUACAUCCCUACUGUGCCGGGAGCUGGCGUGCCAUCUCCUGUUGUGCUGAUGGAGAAGUCGCAUCCCCCUCCCCUAGCACCAAGUGACUCCAGCGGAGGAAGCCAAAAUGCAGUGCGCAAGGGGUACAGGAUCCAGGCUGACAAGGAGAGGGACUCCAUGAAGGUGUUGUACUACGUCGAGAAAGAACUGGCACAAUUUGACCCAGCCAGGAGGAUGCGAGAGCGAUAUAACAACACCAUCUCUGAACUCAGCUCCUUGCACGAGGACUCAAACUUCCGUCAGCCUUACCGGCAGGUGCGAAGGAAACCCCUCCCUCCUGCAGGGGACUUGGAUGGUGAUGCGGAGUACUGGGCAGGGGUGAUCAGCGGAGGUGGUGCAUCAAGGACACAGGCGGUUUCUGAUUACAGGGAGGAGAGGGACAGCUUUAGGCACAGCCAGCAGAGAUCGAAAUCGGAAAUGCUGUCGAGGAAGAACUUCUCUGUGGGCGUGCCAGCCGUCUCCAUGGAUGAGCUGGCAGCCUUUGCAGAGUCCUACAGCCAGCGCGCCCGCCGGACAGAUGGUGGCCAGGAACCCCGGCGUUUCGAGAGGUCGGAGUCGCGAGGGGGACGCGGCGGGGUGGUGCAGCAUCAGGACAGCUCCUCGGAGGAGUACUAUGGCAAACGCAGGGGGAACCGCGAGCUGCAGACAGACUCGGAUCGGGGCUGGUCAUACAGCCCGCCCAGGAGACGGGCCCACGAUGAGAAGCACCUGCCCAGGCUGGUGAGCCGGACACCUGGAGGGAGUCAGAAGUAUGACCACUCCUACCUCAGCAGCGUCCUAGAGAGGAAGUCCCGGAGCUAUGAGGAGAGUGGCGAACGCAGUGAGACACCCUCCAAGCUGAGCUCGCAGCCCAGCCAGAGAGGGGGAACGUAUUAUGCCUGGUCACCGCCAUCCACCUACAAAGCAGGGCAGCAGCAGCAGCAGCAGCAGCAGCAGCCGCCAAAGCAAGAGGAAGGAGAAGACACCCUGCCUCCAUACAGCGAGAGGGAGCUGAGCCGAGGCCCUUCGUACAGGACCAGGGAGCAGGCUUACCUCAAUGCCUCGGACAAGAAGAGGAAAAAGGAGCCCAAGAAAACAGUGAGGCCGUGUCUGGCGCUCCUGAUCCAAAUGGGAUGAGCGGGGACACCAGAAUGAUUUCCCAACCAGGAUGUCCCUUGUGGUUUGAUGUUGUCACAGAAGAGUCGUGUUGAUGGGUACCAUGAGGUGGCCGUGAGGCUGAGAUACAGAGCUCUGAGCAAACAGGUCCCAAUGAACCUUUGCAGCCACCAGCCAUGGACAUUCUCUUUCAAUUGUCUGUUUCACCAUGGGAGUGGAGGCCAUCUGUAGAGGCAGACUCCAACGAAUAGCUCUCAUCCCACUUGCUGUGGGAGAGUCCUCCAGGAAGAUCAAUGAUGGGGCUCUCUUUGGAACUCUGUUCCACAUUGCAAGGCAGCUGUCACCAUAUUUCGUAUCCCAAGGGUCCCAAACUGAAAGAGAGGCUGGCUUCUUGCCUCUCACCCAAGAAUGCCUCAUCCCACAUUAGGAGAGGCCUAUCUCCAUACUGCUUGCUCUCACUGUUUCCCAUGACCUAGACUUGGAAGGAAGUUGUCUUCAUGCCUCUCACACUCAGAGCCUUAGGAGGUGGGGACUGCCUCUCACGCUCAUCACAUCGAGAUGUCUCCAUGUCUCAUCUCUUCCAUGCUGGGAGGAGGCCUCAUUCUAAGAACUGCAGGUUUCCUCAAGAUGGCAAGGUCCCCAUCCCCUGAAAGUUCUGAAAGAAAAUCUCUAGCAAAAAAACGCUGAGCGUGGCACUAUGCUAAGGGCUGAGCAGGGAGAGAAACAAAUGUGGGUUGGUUUGUUUGAUAUUUUUAGUCCUAUUCAUUCAGUGAUGGGAACUGCGAGUGAGAUUUUAUGUACUGUUUUAAAAGUGGAUCUAAGUAGAUUUUAUUGUAAUGAGAACAUAACAUUGUUCUUCUCACUGUUGCUUGUCUUGAUAUGUGUGGAUUUCUUUGAGGCUGAGAUAUGACCAUAUAAAGCUUCAGAUGGGUAAUCUGAUCAUAUGACAAACCCAG